This is a messenger RNA of Sorex araneus (European shrew), 416 nucleotides long. RefSeq names its product NADH:ubiquinone oxidoreductase subunit B1 (gene NDUFB1). The transcript has 3 exons. Gene Ontology annotation, cellular component: mitochondrion. Lineage: Eukaryota; Metazoa; Chordata; Mammalia; Eulipotyphla; Soricidae. The coding region runs from base 168 to 341 and encodes 57 amino acids. The record is from RefSeq and is a predicted model, not a curated record.
GAAGCAGCGGGGUGUUGUCCUCGCGUCCCGGCGUCUCCCCUCCGCUCCUCGCGGGCGCGGCGGAUGGUGGCGCCCGCGGCCCGCAGCUUCCGCCGGCGCUCGAGGCUGGGCUCGUCACUGCCCUUGGUCCAGGGGUCGCGCUGGGCGCCGAGGCCGCAGCUUCCACAAUGAACCUGCUCCAGCUUGUCCGGGACCACUGGGUGCACAUCCUCGUCCCCGCGGGCUUCGUCUUUGGCUGCUAUCUGGACAGAAGGAACGAUGAGAAGCUCACUGCCUUCCGGAACAAGAGCAUGUUGUAUAAGAGGGAGUUGAGACCCAAUGAAGAAUAUACCUGGAAGUAAACGCUGCAGCAGUUACAGUAUGUUCACAUUGUAAACGCCGAGAUAAAUUAAAACACGUCCAUUAUUAAAUUUGAA